Molecule: messenger RNA, 546 nt
Organism: Eruca vesicaria subsp. sativa (arugula)
Lineage: Eukaryota; Viridiplantae; Streptophyta; Magnoliopsida; Brassicales; Brassicaceae
Source: the annotation of a GenBank genome assembly
AUGGCUCCCAGAGACGAUGAAUCUGUGAAGGUCUUCCUCAGCAUCGGGUUGGACGAUAAAACCGCAAGCACUACCAUCAACAACCCGAAGGUCACCGCUAAUCUCACCGCCGUUAUCCACGAGGCUGGUGUCACUGAUGGGUGCGAUCGAACUACUGGAAAUCUACUGUACACAGUCGCUACUAAGUACCAUUCAAAUCUUCGCGUGCAUCGUCCUACAUUGCUCAACUACAUUGUCUCCUCCAAGGUGAGCAAGCACGUGUCACCUUCAUCGAUAUCCAUCUGCAGCAGCUGUUUCAUUGAGGGAAAACUGGCGAAUGUUGUUUUGAUUCUCUCUGUCUGCAGAUUAAAACUCCUGCACAAUUGGAAGCUGCAGUUUCGUUUUCUUGAUAAAAACGCUCCUGAUGACUUCAAGCUAAAUGAAUUUGAGGAGGCAUGCGGUGUUGGGGUUGAAGUUUCUCAAGAAGAUAUUGAGAAAGCAGCUCAAGAUGUUUUUGAAGAAAAUAAGAGUUCAAUAUCGGAGAAGCGCUACCGAACUAAUGGUUAG